Mytilus trossulus (common blue mussel) is the source of this 1419-nucleotide messenger RNA. RefSeq lists its product as uncharacterized. The record is from RefSeq and is a predicted model, not a curated record. The coding region runs from base 1 to 1419 and encodes 472 amino acids. The transcript has a single exon. Lineage: Eukaryota; Metazoa; Mollusca; Bivalvia; Mytilida; Mytilidae.
AUGGUAUUAGGAACCAGCAUUGGAGAACUAGUUAAAUUUGCAAGGUGUGGAAACCUUGAGUAUCGCGGAGCGAAAAUUAACUGUGAUUGUUCAGUUGCAGAAUUCUUCAAUUUAGAGUAUCUUGAGUUUAAUCGGAUGUUUAGUAAUCUAUUUACUAGUAAUGCGUGUCAAAAUCCAGAACCUUUACGAGGUAUACAUAUAAAAGACCUUUUCUUUAACACGAGUCUUCAUCAUCUCAUGAUAUGCGACGUUCAAGAUGGCUGUCCUAAAGUUGGAAACUGUAAAUGUGUUUGUACAUCUCAUCCACUUACUGACAGUAUAAUCAUAGAUUGCUCUAACCAGUCUUGCACGGAUCUUCCCGAUGUGGUUCCCAAAACUAGGCAUAGAAUAGUGUUAUUGAUGGAAGGUAAUCAAAUACAAAGUGUUAAUUCGAAAUACUAUUUUAAAGAUGUAAAAAGUUUGGAUUUAGCCGGAAAUCCUGUACAGGGUUUUGAUGAAAGCAUCCAAAAUUUUACAAAUGCUGCUGAAAUAAUCAUAGUAGAUCAUUUACUUGACUCACUUCCAAGGCAAGUUCAAUUUCUUGAUCCUAACGUCUUCCGGUUCGGUCAAAAUGGUAUACCUUGUAAUUGUGAUAAUCGAUGGAUCGGCGAAUGGAGACAGUUUAAAAAUGCAAAGGAUCCUCUAUUUUGUUCAAACUUUGAAAAUUUCUCAAUUGAAGAUUAUAUAAGUCAUUCAAUGGACUGUGAUUCAAGACAAGAAAAUCUAUUGUCUUUGUAUUCACUUAUUCCCCUGACUAUAUUUAUUCUUAUUUGGAAACUACGACAUCUUCGUUAUGAUGUAAGAGUCCUUAAAAAUCAGUUCCUAACAAUUGACAAAAAUAUACAAAGGAUUUGGCAAACUGAUGUUUAUAUUUCAUUUGACGAAGACAACGAUGACGUCAGAUGGUUUGUGUUUCAGAUAUUAGAUAAGUUUUGUCGUAGAAGAGAACUAAGCACCUAUAUUGCCUGUCGAGAUUCAUGGCCUGGCAGUACAGACGAGCAAAACAUCGUCAGGAAUUUGCAACGUUGCAAAUACUGCCUAAUAAUACAGUCAUCUGGCAUGUAUGAUUUAGAUAAAACCAACUCAUGUUCAAAUCGUAUGGAAUAUAGACUAGCAUGGGAUCUGUUUACAGAUAAAAAGUUAUGCAAAGUAUUUAUUAUUAACUUUGACAAGAGUAAAACAGAAAAAUUUCAAACUAUGAAAACAAAAGCGCUAUACAGACUUGGGAUGGGAUUUAAGAUAUAUGAUCGUAAACGGUCUUUAUACGAAAAAUUGUUGGAAGUUUUCAACGAACCACUAGUUACAAAUGCAAAACACAUUCGCCAGCGUAAAAGAAGAAUAUUGGCAUAUUUAUGGCAUCAAUUUAAAGAUAGAACUUGA